CCCCCCAUUGCCCCCCAGGUCCUGGUGUCGCUGCAGGCAGAGGCCAGCGCGGGGGGGGCCGCUGCCCCCCAACCCAUGGAGGAGCCGGUGGGGGGGGAUGAGCAGAGCAGCCCGGGGGGGCUGCGGCAUCGCCUGCUCCCCACGGACAGCGCCCCCGAUGCCGAGCCCGGGCCGGGCCGGCUCCAGCUCUCGCUCUGGUACCACGGGGAUGGGCACAAGCUCGUGGCCAUCGUCCACGCCUGCAGGAGCCUGCGGCCGGUGGGGAAGGAGCCCCCCGACCCCUUCGUGUCCCUGCUGCUGCUCCCGGAGCGCGGCCGCGGCGCCAAGAGGAAAACGAGCGCCCAGAGGAGGACCCUGGACCCCGACUUCAACGAGAGGUUCGAGUGGGACCUGUCCCUGGAGGACGCCUCCCGCCGCACGCUCGAGGCUCAGGUCAAAUCCUGCCCAUCCUUCAUGGCCCGGGACAAGGAGGUGCUGGGCAAGCUCUAUCUGGACCUGUCCCAAGUGGAUCUCUCUGAGGGGAGGCCCCAUUGGUACAACCUCCAGGAUGCUCGGAGCGGCCCCUAAAGCCCCCCCACACCCCCCAGAUCCCGCUGUGCCUGGGGGGCAGCAGGAACAGGGGCCUGGACCCCCCCACAUUGUCCUGCUGCCCCCCCCCCACUGCCUGCACUGCACUGACCAAAGAUGCGCCGGGGGGGUCAGGAUGAGCCCCCCUCC
Molecule: messenger RNA, 717 nt
Organism: Pezoporus occidentalis (night parrot)
Lineage: Eukaryota; Metazoa; Chordata; Aves; Psittaciformes; Psittacidae
Product: extended synaptotagmin-1-like
Exons: 6
Coding region: 76-567 (163 amino acids)
Cellular component (GO): extrinsic component of cytoplasmic side of plasma membrane; endoplasmic reticulum membrane
Molecular function (GO): phosphatidylethanolamine binding; phosphatidylinositol binding; calcium-dependent phospholipid binding
Source: RefSeq, a predicted model, not a curated record